UUUUUAUCAUUUGUAUUUUGAAAACCCACUCUCACAGUCGCAAUUGUCUUGCAUACUUGUAUUGUACAUUAACGAUAUGAAAGCAUCAUGUUGAAACAAUGGUGGAAAGUAUUUGUCAUUCUGACAGUAUUCGUCCUUGUAAGUGUUUUGGGAUCACAUUUUCGAGGAGCCAUAAUAACAUGGAAGCCAGGGACAAAUAAGAAUGAAGUUAUUAUAGAAUAUCGUAUUUCAUGGAGAAUGACGUACAGUUCUAAAUUUACUUGUAAUGAUACCAUUAUACAACAAGGAACUAAAAUAGGUGAUGAAGGAUCAAUCGAGUGCUUUCAACACUGCCACGGUUCUCUCGGACCUCUUGUUUAUCAAUGUACAGAUUACAGUAAGAAUGAAGACUGGUCAUCCGGAAGAGGACGAAUAACAGCCAUGCUAUAUUCUUCUAAUAGCCAUUCAAACUUUGAAUUCGGAUUUAAAGGACGUGCAUGGAUAAACACGUUGGUAGUAGGAUCUAGCGGGUCUUGGACGCUUCGGGCUAGAGCUAGUUUGAAAACAAGAUCAGAUAUAGGACGAAUAAAUUCAUCGCCAACAGCCGAGAUAUCUCCAAUUGUUCGACUGCAACGUGGUUGUAACCAUUCCAUUAUUAUUCCAGUAAGUGAUCCUGAUAAUGACAUUGUGAGAUGUCGCUGGGCCGAUUCUUUAAAAGAUGAAUGUGGCAGUGUAUGCAGAAGUCCACCAAAAGCUUAUAUAUAUUAUGAUACAUGUACAAUAACAUACGAAGCCAAACAGACUGGAUGGUUUGCUGUUCCAAUUCAAGUAGAAGACUAUGCCGAUGUUAACUCGACAACACCGCUCAGCAGUAUACCUGUUCAGUUCCUGUUUAACGUUUACGAAGGCGGUAGUUCGUGCGAAAAGACUACACUGUUUGUAGAUCCAACACCUCCAAAUAGCGCUUGCAUAGGCGUACCUUUCAACAAAGUCCUUCAUGUAGCAAUUGUUGCACGUGUUGUUAAUGCGAAUAGGAGUAUAGCAGAAAUCAAGACAAUAUCUCCUCUUGGUAUGACUAAGGGUAACCUAUAUAAUGUAUCAACAACUGAUUGGAGAAUGAAUAUCACGUGGUCACCUGCAAAUAGGGAUGUCAGGAACACAUUUUGCUUUUCUGCUGUCGAAAAUUCUAUCGGAACUGAGAGUGACAAGAGAUGUGUAACACUACUUGCUGGUGUUUCACCUCCGUCACUGCUGAAAGAGUCACAAAUGCCUGCAGGAAAAGUCUAUCCCAGCAAUACAGAAUGGAAUAUAUCUACAGAUGGAAAUGUUUUACGGGCAUCAAGACCAUCUUUCAUCAGACUGUAUAACAGCACGGGAUACCAGCUUGAACAGAUUGAUGCCUCAGAUACCAAUAAACUCAAGAUCAAUGGAAAAACUAUUACUUUUACCACGUCAGCUACUUUAGAAGAAAAAGAAUCAUAUUAUUUUCUCUUCGAUUUUGGUAUUGUUCAAGGUACUACAUACUGUCAUGCGGAAUCAGAAGCUGUGCUUGAUACCUCAUUUUGGCGAUAUAGAAUACGUGAUGUCACUCCUCCAACUAUAUCAUUUCUAAAAUACCCUAUGAAAACAAAUUCAACAGCUGAAAUACAAUGGAAAGUCAAUGAACCUGCAACAACUUUGUGUUCUUUAAGUAAUCGAAAUAGCAUUAUUGAGACAAUCUCGUGUAACAACACAUGGAAAAAAGAGGAUCUUAAAGAAGGACAGUAUACAUUGAAAAUUGUGGCAACAGACAUUGAAGGAAACUCGGCAACCAAAACCCAUUUAUGGGAUGUGGACACUACACCACCAGUUCUAAUCAUAGAGAAUAAACCAGAUGAAUAUAGUAACGAAAACAUUGCUGAAUUUAGAUGGCAAUGUAUGGAACCUUGUACCACGGUAUGCUCUGUGUCAUAUAUUGCUAACACAUAUCCAGUUGUUUGCUCAAGCUCGACACUACAUUGGACCUUGCCAACGACAAUUUCUAAUAUCACAUUCAGAUUGACAAUUACAGCUUUCGAUGAAGUUCGCAAUGCUAAUGAAAAACAUGUCACAUGGAUUUCUGAUUUUGAAGAUCCGAAAAUUCAGGUUUGUGAAAACGGACAUUCCUUAACUGUAGACUGCUCUGCAGAUGAUUUUAAACCAGAGAGUAUUUGUAAUGCUUCGGUAAGCGACGAUUUAGAUACAUCGCCACAUUUGAACUAUUCGGAUGAACACAUUCAUUCUUGUGCUUUAAGAAGGAAUUGGACAGCAGUUGAUAAAGCCGGCAAUAAGGCAACGUAUUCGCAAACAAUUCACAUAAAAUCGGAAAGCAAUAUUGAAUUAGUGCGAUAUCCAGGUCCUCUACUAGUAGCAUGCGGUGCUCUUGAAAAUAUGACUGAUGUGAUAGCAUCAAUGUUUAAAGUUAAACACCCAUGUGGGAUCCCUAUCAAGUUUAGUUUCGCUGAUGAACCUCCUAAUCAUGGACAAUGCGAUUCAAAAAUCAAUCGUACAUGGACAAUUUAUGAUGAUUGUGGUAGGAAGGUAACGGUAAACCAACCACUUAGAAUCCGCCAAGCGAGGAAACCAUUAUCUCCAGGUGAUGGACAAACAGGAAUAGAUUUAAACAUAUAUCUACGUUGGCAAAGCUCUCCAUCAGUUUCUAACUAUACUAUCUAUAUUUGGAAACGAGGAGCUGAAAGAUCAAAAGAAGCAAGUUUUUUUUCAAUUGAAAGCUUUUAUGAAUCCCCGACGCUGGAGCCUGGAACAAAGUACAAUUGGCAAAUUGUAUACAAUUAUAUAAACAAUGAUUUAUUUUUCAGUCCUAUUUGGAGUUUUGAAACCCGACAUUUUGUCGAUGUUGCAGUAACCAAUGUAACGAUACCACCGCUUGCUUUCACAGGAGAUAGUAGAAAAGUGCAAUGGACAGUUAUGAAUAAAGGGAGAUUAACAUUGCUAUAUACCCAUUGGACAGAUGGUAUCUACCUUUCCUGGGACAAUAAGUUUCAGAACGCAAAGCUUGUAGCAAGUGUUCGCCACACGAAUAUAUUAUACCCUAAUGACGGAUAUUCAUCUUCUGCCCUAUUUACAUUCGAUGAGAAAACAACAGGGAAUGCUUAUAUAUUUGUGUAUACCGAUAUGUAUAUGACCAUAACGGAACAAAACAAAUCAAACAACGUGAUGCGCAGUCUUUCUACAAUAACUGUUAAACUUACUCCGCCACCUGAUCUGCAAGUAACAUCAAUAAAUUUUCCUGGAGCACGUGUCUUUUCCGGAUCAAAUGUAAAGCUCACAUGGGAUGUUGUUAAUACUGGAGGGGGUCCUACAAAGAGUUCAACGUGGUGGGACAGAAUAUGGUGGUCAGAGACUGAAUUUACUGGGUAUGGCACAAGCUAUUUGACUGAUUCACGGCACAAUGGCAACAUAGUCAAAAAUGGAAAUUAUUCACAGGCAAUGUUUGUGAAAAUACCGGAUUUUAUUUAUGGAGAUUUCUAUUUCAUUAUUGAAACUGAUGUUUUUAAUAAUGUGUUUGAACACCUAGGAGAGAAAAACAACAUGAUAGCGAAAAAGAUUCAGGUUCUUUUAACACCACCACCUGAUCUUGAAGUAAUCCUGAUUAAUAUGACCAAUAAAUGGAUUACUGGGGAAACUGUACAUAUUUCAUGGACAGUGCGAAAUAAUGGAAAUGAUUCACCCGUGUCACAAAGUUACUGGAGGGAUUUGGUGGGUUUGGUUUCAAAAUCUGGUUAUUGGCGAAGAAAUAUUGCAACUAUGUCGCACUAUGGAGCGUUGCAAGCCGAUGAAUCUUAUACGUCAUUGAUAGACUUUUAUGUAUCGCCAGAUAUUUCUUCAGGAAACUAUGAUAUUUUUGUCUUUACCGAUUUUGCAAAUAAUCUUUUUGAGUACACAAAUGACAACAAUAACGAUCUUUCCCAGACAAUUUAUAUAAAACAAGCUCUUCCAGAUCUUGAAAUUGUUAACUUUACUGCAUCAGUUAUCUAUGAGGCAAAUUUUACAUUGCUAAACGCCACAUGGAAAGUCCGUAAUAUUGGAAAUGGAAAUACACUAUCAAACAAGUGGAUUGAUAGUUUGAAAGUAAAAUCCCAAUCACAUUUUUCUUAUAUCACAUUGCAUCAAGUUUUGAUUGAGACAGGAAAUCGAUUCCAAACACUUCAGAUGUACGAGAGAAAUGUAUCUGUUGUUCUUCCAUUCAAUAUCUAUGGGAACGUUACAGCAAGAUUGGAAGUAGACAAUGAAAUUUACUCUACUGGAGACAAAUUAAUGCAAAAUAAUAUUGCUACUAUAGAAAAUAUCGAUGUAGAAUUACGUGCUGUGGAUCUUUUACCCUCAAAUAAGAUCGAACUCAAUCAAUACAUUCUUGCUGGGAAAUCGUUACAAUUAACAUAUAGGGUUUCUAACAAAGGUAAUAGAAAAAUUGAAGAAGGAGCAUGGACAGAUCGUGUGUUUAUAGCCAAAGGUAUAGAGGAUAAAAUGGCAGAUAAGAGAUUAGAUCACUUAAUACUUCAAAAACUGUCCAUAGGCAUUAACGAAUCUUAUUCACAGUCUGUAUUAUUCACAAUUCCAAAGGCUAUUUCAGGUCCUUAUUAUGUUAUUAUUGAUGUUAACAUACGAAACGAUAUAUUUGAAGGCAUAAAUACUUUAAAUAAUAGGUUGGAAAAAUUGAUCAAUAUAGAACCUGCACCUGCUUCAGAUCUUUCAAUUAUGAAACUCGAAAAGAAUGUUUCCUUCAUCAGUAAUGUAGGUACGGUAAUUGAUGUAAAAUGGAAAGUAAAUAACGUCGGUAAUUCAAUCAGCGAUUUUGUGCCAUGGUAUGACCAAAUAUCUUACAAAACAAGAAAUGGUGAACGUAUACCGCUUAAUUCCUAUACAAUUGAAUAUUUCCUAGAGUACCAGGCUUCAUAUGAACAAAGCAAAACAUUACUUUUCCCAUCAGAUGUGUUUGGAACAUUUUUUCUAUGUAUUGAAACGGACGUUUAUUCCGAUGUGUAUGAAGCACAUUCAAGGCGUAAUAAUUUGUUUUGCCAAACAAGUUCUUUUGAGAUUAAAAAGGUUGACCCAGCUCUGUUAGAUGCACAACUGACAAUUAAUUUGCCUGAUAAAGAAACUAGCGAAACUAUUCUUCCAGGAUCAAAUGUCGAAAUUAAUGUUACUGUCACUAACAUCGGUCUCCAACCUACACACAAAACCUCUUGGGUUGAUUCUGUAUUUUUAGCUGAUCAUGAAGUGAAAUCUGUAUAUGAUUUAGAACAGUUUGGCUUACAUCUUCAUGACAGACUUCAUAUAGGAAUGCUUCUUCCAAAUCAGAGAUAUUCAUUUAAGACAACAAUUACAAUACCUGGCGAUUUUUCGGGACACCCUUUUCUUCUUGUUUUGCCGGACAGUAUUGGAAAAAGCGAAUUUGAAAACUCAGUUGUUAGACCGUUUGAUAAAAACUCAACGACAAUUAAUAUGACUAACUCGCUUACAUCCAUUUUUGGUUCUUUUCUGUUUCCGCGAAAUAUAUCUUUACUGCUGCCUAACUUAGAAAUAGACAGUGAUAUUGCUUAUAACGAAUUGCAUGGUGGACAGCCCGUCUUGCUAGGCUACAAUGUCACAAAUACUGGAAAUGUUACAUCAAACCAUAUAUGGUACGACAGUGUAUACCUAAGCGAAGACUUUGUCGUUAAUUCCUUUGAUCGUAAACUAAAGUCCAUUCAAAGGAACUUUCAGUUAAAGCCUGGCGAUACAAAAUCCCUAAAUGUCACGAUCUUUCUCCCUAAAGAUUUACAAUCGAAAAGCUAUUUACUAGCGAUCGUUUGUGACUCAAAGGACGAUUUGUUUGAAGAAAAUGAAGAUGAUAACAUACAUCGAAUAAUGUUUGAUUUAAUUGAAAGUGUAAGUAGUGAUAUUUUAGUGGCACAAGUAAGAACCUCCAGUGUAUUAGAAUACGGUAAUGAUAUGACAGUUUUUUGGGAAAUCUACAAUAAUGGAACCAACAAAGUUGAUGGAUAUAAAUGUGACUCUGUUUAUCUUUCUGAUGAUGAAACGUGGGAUAUUACAGAUUCCAAAAUCGGAGAACCAGUAUGCAGCUUCUUUAGUUUGAGCGCGAAAUUAUCAAAUCAUUUGAACUUCUCACUACAAGGUGAAGUUCCACAUGUUAUAGGGAAGAACUAUUCAACACUUGUGAAAAGCAGAACAAAUGUGAUUGACAUCCAUCUGGAAAAUAAUGUUGGUGUAUCAAUAAAUAAAACAAGAAUAGCGUAUCAGUCUCUUGCAGUUGGGAGCUCAACUAACAUGAAACUAAAUGAAAACAACUUACGAUCAUUACAAAUUGUGAACGUUUCUAGUGACGCAACACUUAUUGUGAAGUUGACAUCAAAUAAUGAAAACGCUUUUAACAACCUAUUCUUGAAAUCAGUCGAACCUGCAACAUUAUAUGACUUUGAUUUUGCAACUGAUAAACCAAAUCUACCCAAUCAAUAUAUAAUUGUUCCUGAUACACUGAAAUCUGAUUACUAUAUACUGCUACAAAAUGCAGGUUUUCUUAAUCCUGUCUUGAAUAAGGAGCAAAACGUUUCAAUUUUAGUUAAAUAUGCAAACUUUGAAAUCCAGGAGGUAUUUCCAAAAGAGAUAAUUCCGGGGGUACAAACUACUUUCGUUAUAAAAGGAACUUUAUUCCCUUUUGACAUGCAAAUAAAAUUAAACAACAUCAACGUUACCGUGAUGGCACGUGCAGUUUAUAUUUUUUCAACUACUGUAGUAUAUGCAUCCUUUGAUAUUCCAAACGAUAUAGACUCCUGUAAUUUAACAUUUUUUUCACCUUCUCUGAAUCAAACCAUUAUUCACAAUGAAGUAAUAAACGUUCGAUACGGUAGGGAGGGGCAUUUGUAUUUAGAUAUCGAAUCUACAGAACGCGUACUCAAUGGAAAAACAGGACAAAUAAAAGUAAAUUUAGCAAAUCAUGGCGAUUCUGAUAUGAUAGUUCCGAUAUUAAAAGUAGAAGCUUCAGGAGCCGGAAUUAUCAAGCUAGAUGAUGCAAUGGAAGAAUUUUUUAAAGACACAUUUUACGUGUUUGGAUGCCCCGAGCAAGGUCCAGCGGGAGUUUUGCUUUCGCAUGCAAUGAGUUCUUUAACUUUCAAGUCAAAACAAAAUGACAACACUUUUGACGGAUCAGAAUCGAUGAAGUUCAGUGUGUCGGAACUUGUUCAAAGUACUCGGAUUGAGAAUCCUUUCCUUGAUAUGAAACACGACUUGAAACCUUCUCACUACAAUGUAGAAGAGUGGACACCGGUUUGGGACAAUUUUAUUGCAUUGACUGGAAACAGCACAAAGAGUCUCGCUAUGAAAAUGUCAGAUGUCUUGAAUGAAAUGAGUUUAGCAGGGAGAUAUGUAAGAAAUUUUGAUGCUGUAUUGAAAUACUUGAUUGAAUUUUCUGAUGCUCCGUAUGGUGAUCGGAUACUUCAGACUGUAACCGACUUUGAUAUUCAGUCGAAUUCUAACGUUCGUUUAGUAAUUGAGAGAUUUAUGUCUGCACGAAUAGGGUCGAGAAAACAAUCAGGUUACAUGGGGUCAGGAUGGAUUCUCCCCUUAUGGGAUACGAAAAUAAAAUCAAUCAACAGAACAGAGCUUAUUUUAACUUUAGAAAAAGAAGACUUUUUAUUCGUCAAAGUAGAUGACAACGAUUAUAUCAAUAAGAAAUUAGGAAUACUUACAGAGAAUGCCACAGAGUUUAUACUUCGUUCAGAUAAAGAUGGUAAAGAAUUUUAUUUUGACUCUGAAACUAAGAGGAUAAAAGUCAUUGCAUCAUUGAUUGACUCUAGUCAGUUAAAUCUUGAAUACGAAAAUUCACUUUUAACUGUUAUUCGACAUUCUGAUGGUCCGUACGUUACGGCAAGAUAUGACAAUAACAAGCAAAUUCAGCAUAUACAGCUACAUAAUGAAUCGACACCCGGACGUGUAUCACAAGUACAAUAUGUGUAUGAUUAUGAUACGCAGAUGUUAAGUCAGACAAUCUCCGAAUUAGGUACUACAAGAUACUAUUAUAAAGACAAUGCAUUGUCAUACGUAAUGUAUGAAGAUAGGUCGAUGUUUUUGUUCCAAUAUAAUGACAUGGGUCAUUUGAAGUCAAGAAGUUUCAUAGUAAACAACAAAAAGGUUUCUGAACUAGUUUACAGCUAUAGCAAUGGGGGAAUGAUAUCUGUUCAUAGUCCUAUUGAAGAUGAAACAUACAGGUUGACAUUUUCCGAAGAAGGAGAUGUCAUUCAAAUAUUGAGAGACGGAUACCUACCAGAUAGAACGGUUUUUACUAAGACAACAGAAACUAACUAUGAGGGUGACACUAUUGUUACUAAACGGAAGUAUGAAAAUAACGGUAGGCAUAUUGUGAUUGAAGACGGAAACGGCGAUAAGAUAAAAACUAUCUUUAACGGGAAAAGUCAGCUGACUGCAUUUAUUGACGGACGAGGAAACCGAUAUGAUAUUGCGAUAAAUGGAAACGGAACUUUAAGUAAUAUAUCUUUCCCUGAUGGAACAAAUAGAACAUACAGAUAUGCGCAUAACGGUCACACAACGACAACGCAGUCAGGUGGAACCAAACGGUAUGAGUACAAUGAUAAAAAACAGCUUCAAAUGAAAGAUAUUGGAAAUAAUUCUGUAACAACAUUUGAAUAUGACGAAACAGGGCAACUGACACGAGCUGUGAGCAAACACGGAGUGAUUCGCAUAAGAUAUGAAAACAGUAACAUAAAGAGCGUUAUAUAUCCAGAAAACCGUAUCGAUUAUGAAUACACUGAUGAAAAACAAGUAAGUAGAAUUACAACAAAUCGUGGAUAUGUCGCGAAGUAUAAAUACAACGGUAACGGACAACUUUCCCAAAUUGACGAUAAUAAAAACAUCAUACUUCGCGCUGAAUACAACUCUAAAGGAAGGAUUAUUAGACGGCAACUAGGUAACAACGCUUUUACACAUUAUGAGUAUGAUCCAAUAUCCGGACUUCUAAAAAAGAUGUCAAAUCACUACCCAAACGGAACUCUCGCUUCAAUUUUCAAUUACACAUAUUCGACGAUAAAAAGGAGAAUUGCCGUGGACACACUUAACGGAAAAUGGAAGUUCAACUACGAUCGCGCUGGACAAGUUGUUACAAUGACUGAUCCAAGAGAACAUGUAACGGAAUACACUUAUGACAGUACAAAGAAUAGGAAAAUAGUGUCAAUAAAUGGAGUUGAAAGUUUCAGCACGAUAAAUGAAAUGAACCAGUAUACAAAGUAUCGAGAUAUGGUUUUAAAAUAUGACAAAAAUGGCAAUGCUGUCCUCAGAAAGGGACCUUUACCAGAACAUUAUACAUUUGAUGAAGAAAAUAACAUUGUGUCCUACAAGUCAAAUUCUGAUCAAUGUAACUUUGAAUACGAUGCUUUGGGAAAUCUGUUCAUGAAAGAUUGCAACGGACAUGCCAUGGCAUUUGUUAUCAACCCGAUUGGAAACAGUGAUAUGGAUAUACUUGAGAAGAUAGAAAAAAGUGGUGGAAAAGAAAUUGUAACACAAUUUUACUAUGGAGGAGAUCAAAUAGGUCUCGUAGCCUCAAGAAACCAUAAUGAUAACCUUAUUUAUUAUAUGUACGAUCCUCUUGGGUCUGUUACAAAUAUUUUGGAUGAUUUUGGAAAUUUGCUGAAUUCAUAUGAAAGAAAUCCUUUUGGUGAAAUUAUUUCUUCUGAAGAAAAAAUAAAAUCAAUGUUUACAUUUAUCGGCCAAUGGGGUGUCGUCGACUUUGAAGAAAUGGCAGACAUAUAUUUGAUGCGCACGCGACUUUACGACAGUUAUACGGGGCGAUUCAUGAGUACCGAUCAGUUAGGUCUCAAAGCACAAAGCAAAAAUUUGUAUGCUUACUGUUCAAAUAAUCCUGUUCAUUUCAACGAUCCAAGAGGAACGUGCCCAUUGUGUUGGUCUAUUGGAAUAGGUGCUGGGAAAAGUUUAUUGAAGUACGCACUCACUCAUAAGACUUUGACAUGGGGAGGUGCUGCAGGAGCAAUUAUUGAAGGAGGACUAAAUGGUGCAUUAAGUCCUUUACGAAAAUAUUUGCUAUCCCCUGUGAUGGCUUUAUUGAAAGAUAGAGUUCACGUACUUGGCAGCUGGGCACAACAUGCAAUUGAUGGGGAUCCGUAUUCUUUUAAAGACGCGAUAUAUGAAUUCAUUUUUUAUGUUGCGAAACAAACCACUAUUGGGAAACUGUUGAAAAUCGCCGACAAAGUGAACAAAAUCAUCGACUUUGGAUGUACUAAACUUGAACAAUAUUUUGAAAUCAUCCAAAAGGGGUGCGAAUUGAAGAGAAGACUCGAAAAAAAGCUUAAACAAUUAGCAGACGGCAUAACGAAAUGGGUUCGAUCUUUUGAUCCGAAUGACAUUAUUGGACCGGCAGGAUAUGGGCAAGCCCGUUUUAUACAAAAAACCCAAAUUAUGGAAUAUACAAUUAGAUUUGAGAAUAACGAGAAUGCUACUGCACCUGCUCAACGAGUUUAUAUAGAACAUAAAUACAAUAAGCACCUGGAUGCAAGAACUUUCACAAUGGGUAACUUUGGAUUUGGCAACUUUGAAAGGGAAAUUCCACCAAAAAGUAAACUAUUUCAGGGAACAUUAGAUAGGACUGCAGAUUUGGGAAUUAUAAUUCGGGUGUUUGCUGGACUUGAUCUUCAGAAAGAAAUGGUUAUUUGGGAGUUUGAAUCGAUUGACAAAACGACAGGUGAAUCCCCAUCGGACCCUGAUGUCGGGUUUUUACCUCCAAAUAACGGUACAUCCGGACAGGGAUAUGUUACCUUCUUCAUGAAACCUAAACAAGAUACACCACACCUGUCAAUUAUACAUGCAAAUGCUUCCAUAUUCUUCGACCAAAAUGAGCCUAUUGAUACUCCAAAUAUCGCAAAUACGAUAGAUGAUACUUUACCUGAUGUGAAUGGGUCAAUUGUUGCUGGAACUGAAUCGAUAGAUUCUGUUACAAUAUCUCUAAUUGCCUCGGAUACUGGUUCUGGUGUGAGACAUGUUGAUCUGUUUGAGGUAUUAGAACAAGGUUUGAUAUUGUACCGAAGUGGCAUUACAGAAAACCAUUGCGUAAUUCACUUGGAACUAGAAGAAACGAAACAUAUACUGCCAAUAGCUGUUGACCGUGUUGGGAAUCAUGAAAACAACGUCAAUACUAGCUCCAAAAACACCAUUCACGUGAAAUCUAAUAUCAAAUUUGGUAUUUGUGACUGCUCAGGUAAUGGAAACUGCAGUAGAAGAACAAACAUUUGCAUUUGUGAAAGCGGAUAUUAUGGCCCGUCGUGUAACUCUACUAUCCCACCACCGGAACCACCAUUGCUUGAACUAAAAUCCGAGGCAGGAUUUACCAAUGAACCAAUCGAACUGACCAUUUCGGCCAGGAACCUUUCAGGAUCUUUAGAAGAUAUCGAAAUUUAUGUCACCGGAAUGAAAAAUGGAACAACGUUUUCAAAAGGAAGCGUUGAAAAUGACAGCAGCGUUUUACUAUCAAGUUCGGAUUUUGGACUCAUUAAUAUGACUUCUGGAAAUCCUGGCGAACAAAUUUUGAUAAUUAAAGUCAUUCAGCAAAUGAAAGAAAAUAACUUCACUAGAAUUGGUGAACUGCCUGUCAUGGUUUAUCCUGAAGUACAAAACAUUUCUAUUGAAUUCGAAGGGUGUUUCACAAAAGAUAAUGCAGACGAAGUAGUUGUUACUUUAAAUUCUUCCGUUGACAUUCUGACUAGCGAAGAACAGUCAAUCAUCCAAAACAAAUCUACACAUAUUCUAUAUACUGUAAGUUUGGCAUUACCAAGCUGGGUCAGACCUCUAGAGACUUUUGAAAGUGACAAUGGAUACAGAAUUGAAAAAACUGUCACGGGUUAUCUUCUUAAAUUAAUUGGUCGCUUCGAGCCGUUUAUGAUAACUUAUAAUGUCAAAAUUGAGCCUGACGGUGUACCUUCUUUGGUAUUUUCAAAAACGUUCCAGAUUUCUUCGUUUUGUCAUGGAGAUUGCGAGGAUAAAAAAUAUGGCUUGAUGUGUGAUAAAACGUGCGAUUGCGACUGGAAUAAUGCAAUAGAGUGCAAUCAAUAUAAUGGAUCCUGUUCAUGCUUACGAGAGUGGAGGGGAAUCACGUGCAAUGAAUUUGCUUGUCCGUGCAUAGUAAACAAUACUGCGCUUUGUGAUCCAGUAAACCAAACGUGUCAAUGCCAGGAGGAAUGGGAGGGAGAAUCAUGUGAUAUCGACGUGAAUGAAUGUCUUAACAGCUCAGUUUGUGAAACUGUCAACAAUACUGGAUGCCAAAAUAAAGAUUGGGGAUAUGACUGUCUUUGCUUGGUAGGAUACGAUCUUCAAAAUGGUUCUUGUAUCGAAAUAAAUGAUACGAUUAAUUCAACAAUGCUGACAGAGAACGAUGAGAAAAGGAUUACUCCAAUAACGUUGCACUUAGACAUCGAGCUGACGCCAAAUGUCAAUCUCAAAGUUGCUGAAUCAUACAAUACAUAUGCUAGGAAGGCCACUGAUAUGCUCAAAAUUUACUACAUGGAAAAACUUGGGGAUAACUUUGUUCAAGUUAUUAUCAUCAGCAUAAGGAGAGGUAGUGUGAUAAUUGACCAUAGUGUUCUCACUAAAGAUACUGAUGAAGGGUCAAAAGCAUUGGCUGUUGCUCUUUAUGACCUGAAAACGAGCAAUGCAUCGUUAGAUUUUGAUGGAAGAGCUGUGCAUGUUAUUGAUAUUACAGUGGACAAUGAAAAUGUUCCGGAUGACAUAUGUACGUUAUAUACAUCAUUCAAUCCAUGUAACGUGACUGAAUGUGUUACUAUCGAAGGGAAGCCUAGCUGUCGUGUAUUAGAUCCGCAUGUCAGUUCGCUAAAUCUGGCUAUCCUUAUUAUAUCAUUAGCUAUCGGGAUUCCUGUUGCAUUCAUAUUUAUUGCCGUGGUUACAGUCUUCUGUUGUUUGAAAAGGAAAAAACAAAGCAAACGACUACGACAUUAAAAUGCCUCCAAACAGUUUGCUCGAUAAAGACAUCAUUAAUAGUCGAAUUUCCGAGGAUUGAAUCUGACGACAACAUUUAGUGACGAACAUUUUUAUUUAUUUUAUGUAAUCAGAUUUUUAAUAAAAUUCAACGCUUUUAGAA
This is a messenger RNA of Ruditapes philippinarum (Manila clam), 13132 nucleotides long. RefSeq lists its product as uncharacterized. The transcript is spliced from 41 exons. The record is from RefSeq and is a predicted model, not a curated record. Gene Ontology annotation, molecular function: calcium ion binding. Bases 88 to 12990 code for a protein of 4300 amino acids. Lineage: Eukaryota; Metazoa; Mollusca; Bivalvia; Venerida; Veneridae.